AUGUCAACUUUUUAUGGUAAGUCAAGUUUGCGACAUUAUUUUCCAUCUCUAAUAGUUAAAUAUAACCAAAGUAUGAAUCAGUUUCCAACAGAACAAAAGUCAUCCAAUGGAAAUCUUUUGUCUGUGUUUAGGAUAAUGUGGAACACUAAUAUGUUGCUCAAGAAUAUGUUAAAAAUAAAUUUAGCCAGUGAAACAAGACAUGAUUGUAAAAGAUGUGUUGAUAUUCAUUCAACUACUGUUAAAGAUCUUUAUAAAACCAUCUGGAAACUCAAUAUGUUGCUCAAAAAUAUGAUGAACAUAAAUUUAGUCAGUGAAGCAAUAUAUGAUUGCAAAGGAUGUAUUCAUUUGCAUGCAACUCUAACAGAUUUUUACAAAACCAUCUGGAAACUCAAGUACUUAUAA
Melanaphis sacchari is the source of this 402-nucleotide messenger RNA. RefSeq lists its product as uncharacterized. The record is from RefSeq and is a predicted model, not a curated record. The coding region runs from base 1 to 402 and encodes 133 amino acids. NCBI's taxonomy places the organism in Eukaryota, Metazoa, Arthropoda, Insecta, Hemiptera, Aphididae. The transcript is spliced from 4 exons.